Messenger RNA from Prunus mume (Japanese apricot), 2033 nucleotides. Its product is annotated as RNA-binding (RRM/RBD/RNP motifs) family protein. Gene Ontology annotation, molecular function: RNA binding. The record is from RefSeq and is a predicted model, not a curated record. Lineage: Eukaryota; Viridiplantae; Streptophyta; Magnoliopsida; Rosales; Rosaceae.
AGAGGUUCUACUUCCAACAGUUUCAGUUCUUCCCAAUCCCAAUUCGGCGAUUCCCAAUCGCGCUCGCGGCAAAACCCAUUCCAAAAUCUCGACUUGUACCUUCGAAAAAUCUUAACUCUCUCUCUCUCUCUCUCUAGGGUUUUGGGUACAAAUCGACAUGGCCGGCGCUGGGAUCCACCCAUACCACCAGCAAUGGCCCCAGGCUGCCGGUCCUCCGCCGCCUCCUCCGGUAGUCACCGCUGUCGCUCCUCCUCCUCCUCACUACCUCGUCGACAACCCUAACCGGCCCGCGACCGACGAGGUCCGGACCAUUUUCAUCACGGGUCUACCCGAGGAUGUAAAGGAGAGAGAGAUACAGAACCUGUUGAGGUGGUUGCCGGGUUACGAGGCCUCCCAGGUCAACCACAAAGGCGAGAAGCCUAUGAGUUUUGCUCUCUUUUCCACUGCUCAGCAAGCCAUUGCUGCCAAAGACGCCCUUCAGGGAAUGAUUUUCGAUUCGGAGUCCAAGGCGGUGCUGCACACGGAGAUGGCAAAGAAGAAUCUUUUUGUUAAAAGAGGAAUCGUAGCUGAUGCAAAUGCUUAUGAUCAAAGUAAACGAUUGCGAACUGGUGGUGACUACACGCAGGCUGGUUAUAGCAGUCCAUCUCCUUUUCAUCCUCCUCCACCUCCUGUUUGGGGGCCACAUGGGUAUAUGGCUCCACCACCUCCUCCAUAUGAUCCAUAUGGUGGUUAUCCUGUUCCUCCAGUACCAAUGCCCCCUUCUGCUCCUGUACCAGCACCUAGUAGUUAUGUACCUGUUCUGAAUACAAAAGAUAACCCACCGUGCAAUACCUUAUUUAUUGGCAAUCUUGGAGAGAGCAUUAAUGAGGAAGAACUGAGGGGCCUUUUCAACUCACAACCUGGAUUUAAGCAAAUGAAGGUCUUGAGACAAGAAAGGCAUACUGUUUGCUUCAUUGAGUUUGAAGAUGUAAACAGUGCCUCCAAUGUACACCACAGUUUGCAGGGUGCUGUUAUCCCCAGUUCGGGCUCUGUAGGCAUGAGAAUACAAUAUUCGAAGAACCCAUUUGGGAAAAGGAAGGAUGGGAACCACCCUGGUGCUGUCCCUGCUGCCAAUGGAGCUCCACCGGCUAUGACAUACCAGUAGCUUGAAGGGGAUGUACUCUGUUUUUUAUGCUACCGACAAAUACAACCAACCACAUGAUAGGAUGCAUCUUGCAGCUGUUGCAUGCAUCCAUUUCAUCCUCACGUCAUCAGCAUUAGCAUCUCUCCUCAUGUGAACGAAUGCACAUAGUGGCAUCAUGAACAUAACAUUUGUCCAUGUUAUAACGUAUUUGUGACAUGCAUUUUUCAGAAGUAUGUGUUAAUGCCUGGAUAUUAGGGGCAUAAAUAUUGUUAUCAUCUGUAGGAUGAGUGGUGCAUGGGUCUGCAGAUCUGUUGGAUUGUGUUUGUUUUGCUUCAUAUUAAAUUGAUGCACAUCAAAAUUAGGAAUGGCCAUCUAUUUAGGCAUCUUUCUAUCGUACAUUUUUUUUUGACAUAGGUUUGAGUAAUCACUUAUAUCAACAGUUCAUCUGAAGGUGGUUCCCGGUUCUCUGUCAUGACAUAACUUUUUUAGGAUGUGGAAACUUAGGAAAUCACACCAUUAUCAUGCUUUCCUUUCCAUAACCAUUGUCAUUUCCAUCACCACGACAUACUAUAAUCUUAGAUUUGUCAUAGGUCAUCGUUUAAGCGAGGUGCUAGUAAUGCUGUUUUUAACAUUCAAGAUGUUGGACGCAUAAAUUUUGAGAAGAUGUUGGGUAUUAUAUGCUGUGUGGUUUAUAUACAGGAUUUUCCAAUACAAAAUGACAAAGCUCUAUUCAUAUGAGGAGGUCAGGUGUGCAGCUGCUCUUUUGUUUCAGGUAAUAUUACUUCACUAGGCAAGGUUACUGUCAGACACACCUUAUGUAUGGAGGUUUUGAUUCACCAUCAUCAAGCCGCCUAAGGAUUAAUAAAUUUUUGACAUUUAUCAACAAGAGGAAUUUGGAAACGGAUCAUGA